This is a messenger RNA of Ilyonectria robusta, 2386 nucleotides long. RefSeq lists its product as uncharacterized. Lineage: Eukaryota; Fungi; Ascomycota; Sordariomycetes; Hypocreales; Nectriaceae. The record is from RefSeq and is a predicted model, not a curated record. Bases 191 to 2155 code for a protein of 654 amino acids. The transcript has 2 exons.
UAGAAUCCGGAUACUUCGCCUCACUAUGUUACAGCCGGAGAUUAACUCCAGUUGAGGAUGAUGGUGUCUUGGCCACCAGACUGUCGGGUCAAACAAAGAGGGAUAAAACGCCUGGAUUCCCCCAAUGGUUUGCAUUCGAGGGUUCGCUCAGACCUAACUCUACAACCGCCGGCGUACAAUUUGCGCAAGCAUGAGAAUUCGACAGCCGUGCCGCCCACUCGGGCAUGCGCCGCAAUGUGAAGCCCCUUCUGUCAUUAUCCGACAUCCCCAUUAUCCUGACCAUGAGAGCACUCUCCUCCGUUUCCCCCGCCUCGAUAUGGUCACGAAGCAUGACCAAGCCGAUUCGGAUUUUGAAUACGGCAUUCAUCACGGCACAGCGCUUUCGGCGUGCCAAAUCGUCGCGGGAAAUGCUGUAGGCGCCUAUCUGAGUCGCGACCGCUGCGGGAGGCAACGUGUGGAAAUGAGCCAUGACGGUAUACUGACUCUGAGGUACUAUUAUCUACAUGUUCGCCAAGGAGUGGAUGGUGUCUCGCCGUUUGCCAUCGUCAGUGGCUUCGAGGACUGGCAGUUUCCGUCUGGCAGCCUCCCAGAGACAUGGUUGUGUGUCAACGACGUGCCAACAGAGGCGUCAUUGCCGGCUAAUGGCUGCAUUGUAUCGGGCAACAUGAAGGGAGAGCCAGCUCUCUUAGUCCCCGAAGCUCUGUCUUCUUGGUUCUGCCGAAAUCGGAUGAGCGAUUAUCUUGCCAACAGUGGCGGAGACUUCGGCCCUAGCAAUUCGGCGAAUACCUGCCACCUCCGUGCAGACCUCCUGGGUGACUUCGAUCGACGCGCCUUCGCUUUCCUGCCGAAGAACACGUCCCAUGGCUAUCGCUUGGUUGCGCACUAUCUAUCCGCAGCCGACGACCUAUUCGUUCCCGCGCACGUCUUCCACAACCGAAUGAUUCAUCCGCCCGGGAGAGCGACGCUCGAGUUUCUAUACGCACGAUUUGCCUACGCUGUUUUUGGGCUAGUUCAGAGCUCCACGCAAACGGCGCGACGGGUGGCUAUCGUCGAGUCUGGGCUUGAUGAGUUUGGGCUCUGUACCUGGGUCACUAAUGUAUACUCAAUGACUCCGACGAAGAUCGCGGCUCGGCGUACAGAGCUUGCGAAUCAGUCGCUUAAGAAGAGAAGUCUCGAGGAAUCUAGAGUGGAUGAAGACCGUUAUGGCCCGAGGCUGCGACAGCAAUCGCCCACUGCUCACGAGCGUUUGCCUCAACCGUCUUCCCGACCGGAACACGUGCUUUCAACGUGGCACUUGCCGCCCAAUCCCCGGAGGCCCGGACCGCUAACCUUUGCCGAUCUUCCCGCCGAGGUCCGCCUGAUGAUCUGGGAAGCAACUUGGCCAGAGCCUCGUGUAAUUGAGAUCCGGGCUCAUUCGCCAUUUAACCCAAAGACUGGAUACAUUGAAGACUAUAUGAGAUUUCAACUCUAUGAUACCAUCUCUAACUGGCUCGGAGAGGAUGAUGAAGCGGAUGAUGAAGCGGGUGAUGGAGCGGAUGAUGGAGCGGAUGAAGAAGCAGAUGAAGAAGCAGAUGUUGAACUGGAUCACGAUUCAGAUCACGAUUCGGAUGAUGGAUCGGAUCCCGAAUUGGAAAUCGAAGGCCGGACGCCAGACAACCCGAGAGAUGUAUUUGGGCAGUUGUCCGGCCAGAACCGGCACCCUGUUGCUCUCUCCGUAUGCACGGAGUCUCGGAUACACACGCUCAAGAGCUUUUACCAACUUAGACACCAUGAGCGUACUGAAUGGUCGUUCUACUUUAGCCCAACGCGGGAUGUCCUCUGGGUUCCUGACUCCCUGUGGUGGAAAUUUGAUGACGAGGAUGCAAUAACAUUGUCGCGCUCGUACGGCAACCAACUAACCCAGGUCAAGCAGCUAGUUUUAAGCAUGGAGAAAUGGCGUGACAUUGGGGAGCUCAAUGUCCUGCUUGUUUUGCGUGGCAUCGAGACCAUCCACAUACGCCUCAGCGAUGACGCUACGUCCACAGAGAUUUCUACUUUGUUAGAAGAAAUCGAGCUUGACUUUGGAAAUGACGACAAAUACUGUUCUCGUUUUCAGCUAGUCGAUGGGACAUAUGAGGUCCGUGGCCAAAUUCAGGUAGGGAGACAUCGCAAGUAGCUAGAUCUCCCAGUCAUUUUGACGAGCGAACAUUGCUUGAUGCUUAUCAUACUGCACUGUUGGCGUUCGUGCUCUCCUUUGUGCUACGAGAAAGACCACGUUGCUGCAACGCUCGCCGUAUUAGGAAUAGAGCAGCGAGGCCACCGGCGAGCGGGCCGCCCACCGGAAGCUGGGGCAGCGAAUAGGAACUAUAGCCGGCAGGCUUCUGGGCCCACAACGCUGCCAAAAUUC